AUGUUCCCUCUCUGAACUUUUACUUGGCUUGGAUAUGCAACAGCAUUGAUAGCGCUCGCCUUCUCGGCUGCCAUUGGUAUCACAUUCCUGGUCCUGGGAUGCGCCUUGUUUCAGAACUGGUGGCCAAUGUUUGUGUUGUUUUUCUACUUCCUGUCCCCAGUUCCCACUGUGAUUGCCCGUCGAUUGUCCGGCAGUCUGGACUCCUCCAGCAGUGCCCUCAUUGAGCUGUGUAUUUUCCUUACUGUGGGAAUCGUCAUUUCUGCGAUAGGAUUACCAGUUGUCUUGGCCAGAACCUCUGUGAUCCAGUGGGGAGCCUGUGGACUGGUUCUCGCAGGAAACGUGGUCGUCUUUCUGACAAUCCUGGGAUAUUUCUUCGUGUUCGGCAAUGAAGACCUAGACUACUCCUCAUGGUGAUAAACUCGGAUCUGAUUUCUUUUCAGUAAUAAACGUAGACAAUGUGACCCAUUAAUGUGUGCAUGAUUGCAACGGUUAGGUGCUGCGAGAAUGAUUGUUGACAGUAGGCGUGAGAUUUAACCAGUGUAUUUUCUCUUACAGACUGGCUCCCAGUGUAA
Magallana angulata is the source of this 572-nucleotide messenger RNA. Its product is annotated as leptin receptor gene-related protein-like. The record is from RefSeq and is a predicted model, not a curated record. Gene Ontology annotation, biological process: late endosome to vacuole transport via multivesicular body sorting pathway. The transcript is spliced from 4 exons. Gene Ontology annotation, cellular component: endosome. Lineage: Eukaryota; Metazoa; Mollusca; Bivalvia; Ostreida; Ostreidae.